AGGCAACGAGUUUGCUUCUUCGACUCCGUACUGGCAAAAUCCUUCUUAUUUCUGGCCUUCCGUCAGCAGGGAGAGAAGCAGGCAAGAUCCGAGAAGAAAGAAGAGAAGGAAGGAGGCCAAGAUGGGGUGCUUGGCUUCCAUUCCUUGCCUCUCCCUCCUCCUCCUCCUCCUCCUCUCACAGUUCUUCUCUGCCGCCUUCGCAGGAAACUUCACCUGCAACGCCACCCCCAGCGCCACCUGCCGGGGGCUGGCCGGCUACGUGGUGCCCAACGACACCACCUACGGCCACAUCCGAAGCCUCUUCCAGGUGGACACCCUCGCCUCCAUCCUCGGCGCCAACAACAAAUCCCUUUCCACCCCCGCAACCCAGCCCGUCCCGGCCAACUCCACCGUCCUCGUGCCAUUUCCGUGCCGCUGCGUCAACGGCACCGGGAAGUCGGACGGUGUCCCGGUCUACACGGUGAAGUCCACCGACACCGGCCUCGACGACAUCGCGCGGAACACCUUCGACCUGUUCGCGACCUACCCGGAGAUCGCCGACGCCAAUAAUAUAACGAACGCCAACGUGAUCACCCCGGGAGAGAAGCUGUACAUCCCGCUGCCGUGCAGCUGCGACCCGGUGCAGGGCGAGGAGGUGGCGCACCUGGCGCACGUCGUGGCGGCCGGGAGCACGGUGGCGGGGAUAGCGGCGAUGUUCGGGACCGACGAGGACACGCUGCUCCAGUUGAAUGGAAACUUCCAGCCCGCGAGCCUCAAGGCCGGCCAGAUCCUCGACGUCCCUCUCGGUGUUUGUUCAUCCUCAAUUAGAUCCACUUCUUUGGACUACGACUUCAUGCGCCUCCCCGCUAAAAGUUACGCACUCACGGCCAAAGGCUGUGUCCUCUGCGGCUGCAACAACGACACCUAUCAGUUGGACUGCAAACUAAACCAGAGCAUGAGCUCUGCGUGCCCUGCGGAACGAUGUGCAAGAGAUCUGAAAAUCGGCAACUCAUCCACCUCUGGAUGCGAGAUCACGGCAUGCGACUAUGCUGGCUAUGCCAAUUCCUCUGCAAGCGGAUUUGAAAUCCUUGCUGUUAACACCACCAAAAACAUCUGCAACAGCUCUGCACCGGCCGGGCUGGGACUGAAGGUGUCCUUGUGGUCAGGGCUUCUUAUACUCCUUCACAUGGCUUUGAUGGGUCCUCCUUUCCUGUGACAGAAUGAGCACGGUUUAUUGUUUUUCCAAUACGGCUGUUGUAUCAUCUUUUUUAUUCCUGUAAUUCUUAUUCUCUAUCUUCUCUGAUUCAUGGACAAUAAGACUUUCGAAAUAUAUAUAGAUUAAUAGAUUAAAGAUUUUCUUAAGCUA
Messenger RNA from Phoenix dactylifera (date palm), 1345 nucleotides. Lineage: Eukaryota; Viridiplantae; Streptophyta; Magnoliopsida; Arecales; Arecaceae. The record is from RefSeq and is a predicted model, not a curated record.